Molecule: messenger RNA, 6162 nt
Organism: Symphalangus syndactylus (siamang)
Lineage: Eukaryota; Metazoa; Chordata; Mammalia; Primates; Hylobatidae
Gene: KDM4B
Product: lysine demethylase 4B
Biological process (GO): chromatin remodeling; regulation of gene expression
Cellular component (GO): nucleus; chromatin
Molecular function (GO): histone H3K9 demethylase activity
Source: RefSeq, a predicted model, not a curated record
GGGCUCGGUCGCCAGCAACCGAGCGGGGCCCGGCCCGAGCGGGGCCUGGGGGUGCGACGCCGAGGGCGGGGGAGCGCGCGCCGCUGCUCCCGGACCGGGCCGCGCACGCCGCCUCAGGAAGCAUCACCGUUGCUGGAGGCACCUGACAAAUCCUAGCGAAUUUUUGGAGCAUCUCCGCCCAGGAACCUCGCCAUCCAGAAGUGUGCUUCCCGCACAGCUGCAGCCAUGGGGUCUGAGGACCACGGCGCCCAGAACCCCAGCUGUAAAAUCAUGACGUUUCGCCCAACCAUGGAAGAAUUUAAAGACUUCAACAAAUACGUGGCCUACAUAGAGUCGCAGGGAGCCCACCGGGCGGGCCUGGCCAAGAUCAUCCCCCCGAAGGAGUGGAAGCCGCGGCAGACGUAUGACGACAUCGACGACGUGGUGAUCCCGGCACCCAUCCAGCAGGUGGUGACAGGCCAGUCGGGCCUCUUCACGCAGUACAACAUCCAGAAGAAGGCUAUGACAGUGGGCGAGUACCGCCGCCUGGCCAACAGCGAGAAGUACUGUACCCCGCGGCACCAGGACUUUGACGACCUUGAACGCAAAUACUGGAAGAACCUCACCUUUGUCUCCCCGAUCUACGGGGCUGACAUCAGCGGCUCUUUGUACGAUGAUGACGUGGUCCAGUGGAACAUCGGGAGCCUCCGGACCAUCCUGGACAUGGUGGAGCGCGAGUGUGGCACCAUCAUCGAGGGCGUGAACACGCCCUACCUGUACUUCGGCAUGUGGAAGACCACCUUUGCCUGGCACACCGAGGACAUGGACCUGUACAGCAUCAACUACCUGCACUUCGGGGAGCCCAAGUCCUGGUACGCCAUCCCGCCAGAGCACGGCAAGCGCCUGGAGCGGCUGGCCAUCGGCUUCUUCCCCGGGAGCUCGCAGGGCUGCGACGCCUUCCUGCGGCAUAAGAUGACCCUCAUCUCACCCAUCAUCCUGAAGAAGUACGGGAUCCCCUUCAGCCGGAUCACACAGGAGGCUGGGGAAUUCAUGAUCACAUUUCCCUACGGCUACCACGCCGGCUUCAAUCACGGGUUCAACUGCGCAGAAUCUACCAACUUCGCCACCCUGCGGUGGAUUGACUACGGCAAAGUGGCCACUCAGUGCACGUGCCGGAAGGACAUGGUCAAGAUCUCCAUGGACGUGUUCGUGCGCAUCCUGCAGCCCGAGCGCUACGAGCUGUGGAAGCAGGGCAAGGACCUCACGGUGCUGGACCACACGCGGCCCACGGCGCUCACCAGCCCUGAGCUGAGCUCCUGGAGUGCGUCCCGGGCCUCGCUGAAGGCCAAGCUCCUCCGCAGACAAAUUAGUCUGAAAGAAAACAGACACUGGAAAAAGACUGAGGAGGAGAGGAAACCAAGUCUAGAGAGGAAGAAAGAGCAGACCAAAAGGCCGGGGCUGUCGUCUCACCGGAAACGGAGCCAGCCCAAGAAGCCGAAGCCCGAAGACCCCAAAUUCCCCGGGGAGGGUACGGCUGGGGCGGCGCUCCUGGAGGAGGCUGGGGGCAGCGUGAAGGAGGAGGCUGGGCCAGAGGCUGACCCCGAGGAGGAGGAGGAGGAGCCGCAGCCACUGCCACACGGCCGGGAGGCUGAGGGCGCAGAAGAGGAUGGGAGGGGCAGGCUACGGCCAACCAAGGCCAAGAGCGAGCGGAAGAAGAAGAGCUUCGGCCUGCUGCCCUCGCAGCUGCCACCCCCGCCUGCUCACUUCCCCUCAGAGGAGGCGCUGUGGCUGCCAUCCCCACUGGAGCCCCCGGUGCUGGGCCCGGGCCCUGCGGCCACGGAGGAGAACCCCCUGCCGGCGCCCCUCAAUGUCGUGCCCCCUGAGGUGCCCAGCGAGGAGCUAGAGGCCAAGCCUCGGCCCAUCAUCCCUAUGCUGUACGUGGUGCCACGGCCAGGCAAGGCAGCCUUCAACCAGGAGCACGUGUCCUGCCAGCAGGCCUUUGAGCACUUUGCCCAGAAGGGUCCGACCUGGAAGGAACCAGUCUCCCCCAUGGAGCUGACGGGGCCAGAGGAUGGUGCAGCCAGCAGUGGGGCCAGUCGCAUGGAGACCAAAGCCCGGGCCGGAGAGGGGCAGGCACCGUCCACGUUUUCCAAAUUGAAGAUGGAGAUCAAGAAGAGCCGGCGCCAUCCCCUGGGCCGGCCGCCCACCCGGUCCCCGCUGUCGGUAGUCAAGCAGGAGGCCUCAAGUGACGAGGAGGCAUCCCCUUUCUCCGGGGAGGAAGACGUGAGUGACCCGGAAGCCUUGAGGCCGCUGCUGUCUCUGCAGUGGAAGAACAGGGCGGCCAGCUUCCAGGCCGAGAGGAAGUUCAACGCGGCGGCUGCGCGUACGGAGCCCUACUGCGCCAUCUGCACGCUCUUCUACCCCUACUGCCAGGCCCUACAGACUGAGAAGGAGGCACACACAGCCUCCCUCGGAGAGGGCUCCUCGGCCACAUUGCCCUCCAAAAGCGGUCAGAAGACCCGACCGCUGAUCCCCGAGAUGUGCUUCACCUCUGGCGGCGAGAACACGGAGCCGCUGCCUGCCAACUCCUACAUCGGCGACGACGGGACCAGCCCCCUGAUCGCCUGCGGCAAGUGCUGCCUGCAGGUCCAUGCCAGUUGCUAUGGCAUCCGUCCCGAGCUGGUCAAUGAAGGCUGGACGUGUUCCCGGUGCGCGGCCCACGCCUGGACUGCGGAGUGCUGCCUGUGCAACCUGCGAGGAGGUGCGCUGCAGAUGACCACCGAUAGGAGGUGGAUCCACGUGAUCUGCGCCAUCGCAGUCCCCGAGGCGCGCUUCCUGAACGUGAUUGAGCGCCACCCUGUGGACAUAAGCGCCAUCCCCGAGCAGCGGUGGAAGCUGAAAUGCGUGUACUGCCGGAAGCGGAUGAAGAAGGUGUCGGGUGCCUGCAUCCAGUGCUCCUACGAGCACUGCUCCACGUCCUUCCACGUGACCUGCGCCCACGCCGCCGGCGUGCUCAUGGAGCCGGACGACUGGCCCUACGUGGUCUCCAUCACCUGCCUCAAGCACAAGUCGGGGGGUCACGCUGUCCAGCUCCUGAGGGCCGUGUCUCUAGGCCAGGUGGUCAUCACCAAGAACCGCAACGGGCUGUACUACCGCUGUCGCGUCAUCGGUGCCGCCACGCAGACCUGCUACGAAGUGAACUUCGACGAUGGCUCCUACAGUGACAACCUGUACCCCGAGAGCAUCACGAGUAGGGACUGUGUCCGGCUGGGACCCCCUUCCGAGGGGGAGCUGGUGGAGCUCCGGUGGACUGACGGCAACCUCUACAAGGCCAAGUUCAUCUCCUCCGUCACCAGCCACAUCUACCAGGUGAAAACCCCGACCCCUGUGAUGGUUCCGAGGCUGCGUUAAGAAAAGGUCCCGCAUCACCCGCCAGACCUGAAUGAUCUGAACUGAUUGAGUGUCACUGAGCAUCCAGGACCUCCCCACCCCGGCCCCGCCGUGCAGGCCAGCCCCGCCCGGUCACCGCUCUCAGACCUGUCACUGAGCAUCCAGAAACCUCCUGCCCCGGCCGUGCAGGCUGGCCUCGCCCGGUCACCGCUCUCGGACCUGUCACUGAGCAUCCAGGACCCCCCCCACCCCCCACCCCCCGCCGUGCAGGCCAGCCCCACCCGGUCACCGCUCUCGGACCUUGCAGGGUCUUCCCUGCUCCUUGAGAACGGAGUGGUUUCAGGGACAAGCCAUCCCCAUGGCCAGCCCUGUGGGAGCUACCACCAAUCUCCAGACACUGUCACUUCUGCUCAGCUCCAGCCUUCCCUGGGGAGGCUCAUGCAGCUCCUUGGACUUCCUGAUUGUGUUAGGCUUAGUCCAAGGGCAAGGUUGAUUUGCACCCCUUGGCCCAUCCCAGGCAGCAGCAAAAGAGAAUAAUCCCCGCUCAGAUCACCUGGCAGCUUUUCUCUCAGGUUAUGAGUUUCAGGCCGGGCUGGGCUCAGUGGUUCACACCUGUAAUCCCAGCACUUUGGGAGGCCGAGGCAGGAGGAUCACUUGAGGCUAAGAGUUCAAGACCAGCCUGGGCAACAAAGUGAGACCCCCCCCCCCGCCCCCUCAAUCUCUACAAAAAAUUUUAAAAGUUAACUGGGCAUGGUAGUGUGCGCGUGUAGUCUCAGCUACUCGGGAUGCUGAGGUGGGAGGAUCGCUUGAACCUAGGCGGUCGAGGAUGCAGUGAGCUGUAACUGAGCCAUUGUACUCCAGCUUGGGUGACACUGAGACCCUGUCUCCAAAAAAAAAAAAAAAAAUCUCUGCCAGGAAGCAGUCUGGUGCAUGUAGUACACGGCAGGAUGGGUGGGGUGUGUGUGACAGUGACAAGACCCUCCACCUGCCCCAGGAGCCUCAGAGUCCGGCCCAGGCAGGUCGGACUGGACUCGGAGGAGGGGAGGUUGAGCCAGGACCUCUAGAACCCCAUGGAAGUUUGCUCCAGAGAUCAGGCUGAGCAUGUGCCAGUCUUUCUCCCUCCCUCAAGAAACCUAUGAAGAUGAUAGAAAACACACGAAUAGAUAAAUAGCCAUUUAUAACGUACACAGCACAGCCAUGCUGGAAAAUGACAAGGGAGACUCAGGGUGGGUCUUGACAACAUCCCACAGAGGAGGCGCCGGACGCAGCCCCCGCCCUGGUGGCGAAGGAAGUGCCCCCAGGAUCAUUGUCAUGUCACCAGAGCCCAGGCAGGGCCAGCGUCAGGGGAGCUCACCCCAAGGAAGCCAAGCUAAUGAGACAGUUAGAAAUGAGAUGACGCCAGCCAGGCGCGGGGGCUCAUGCUGUGAUCGCCGCACUGUGGGAGGCUGAGGUGGGCAGAGCGCUUGAGCACAGGGGUUCGAGACCAGCCUGGGCAACACAGCAAAACCCUGUCUCUACAAAAAAACAAAAUUAGCUGGGCAUAGUGGCACGCACCUUUAGUCCCAGCUACUUGGGAGGCUGAGGUGGGAGGAUCGCUUGAGCCUGAGGUUGAGGCUUCAGUGAUUUAAGAUCACGCCACUGCUCUCCAACCCAGGCAACAAAGCAAAGCCCUGUCUCAAAAAAAAAAAAAGAUGUCACAUCUCCAGAGUGCUCAGGGGUUGGGGGCAGAGGCUGUGGAAUCAGGAAUGGGUGGUAUUGGAAGCCAGCAAGCCACCGUGGAGUGCAUGCCUGCUGCAGGUGAUGGCAGGACCUCGAUCCCACGAUUCUGCAAACGCCUGCUGUGUGGUGGCCAAGGAGGUGGGGCUGGAGCUGCCUGCCCCGAGGCCAAGGCCUGGUCAGCAGGGGGGUGGAGGGCUGGGGCAGGCCCAGGUGACAGCAGGGCUGAGUGGAUGAGACCCCCACAUGCCGAGGCCCCAAGAGCCUCCCCGCCUGUCCGGAACACUCGGAACACGUUUCCCUUGCACGUGACCCCUCGAGAUGCUUCUGAGAAGUGCCGGGCAAGACGUUGCCACAGGGAGCCUGGGCCAAGGCACACGCUUCUCUGAUUUCCUGUAGCUGCAAGUAUAUCCAGUUUUCUCAAAAUGUUAAAAAGCAAACGCCGCCUUCAGAGCGCGCCCUGUGGAGACUCAUAGUGAAAGCAGGUUCCAGGGAGGCCACUGGGAGGAAACCAGUCUGAGUCUCCCAUCAGCCCCCAGUUCCCAAAUGACCCGGGCAUAGAAGUUUCCCCGGGAGCCCACUUGGACCCGGCAGUGUGAGCGCCAUCCUCCUUGGCGGUGCUGCGCUCCUGAGUAUCUAGGGCGGAUCUCCCCAGUCUUCCUGACCCAGAAACCUGAGCCAGUUUCCGCUGAGUUUCUAGAACGCGCCUUCCCCUCCUGGCAAGGCUGCUUCUGUGCCUGCCUGAAUCACUGUGUGCCGCGCCUGCCAGAAGCCGAGAGGCCGAGUCGGGGCCAGGGAGCUGGGGAAAGGCAGCAGGUGGACCCUGAGACUCCUGGGGUGGGAGCUCUAAAACCUGCUGCUGCCCGUGGCAAAGCGGAGCCUCCAAAACCUGCCGCUGCUCAUGGCAAAGCAGAGCCUGGCCACGCCGGGAGUGGAAAUCGCUUUCCAGGGUGCUGGAGCUCCGACACCAGGACUCCUCCACCCAGACUCUCCUCACUGGACGGACGCUGGGAAGGGGCCUUCUCCCAGUGGCUUUCCUCUACAGAUGAGAUGGGCGGGACGGGGCAGAAGGUGGCA